CAACCGUUGAGCGCGGCUUGACUUGGCGACUGGAAUGUAUUUUAUGCAACAGGUAUGAAAAAAUACGGUGUGAAUGAUUCGAAAAGUGGUAUUUCUCAACAGUUACCGGGUGGGUCUUAUAAAAUGGUGCUCACGAUAGUAUGGUUGGCUCUCGCAUUGUUCAGGAUACUAUGGUGCCUGGCUCCACAAACUGGCUAUAUACACCCUGAUGAAUUUUUUCAGUCACCUGAAGUUAUGGCAGGUGACAUUUUGAAUUUGAAGAUCUUUCGUACUUGGGAAUUCAAUACCAGCCACCCCAGCAGAUCAAUCCUGUUCCCAAUGGCCACAGCUGGCUUUUCCUUCAUAGUUCUGAAAACUUUACACAAUUCUGGCUUAUUUGGCAGUAUGCUAAGCAGCAACAAUUUGUUGAUUUUUCCUAGAUUCUACCUGACAUGCCUGUCCUUUAUACUGGACUACUGUGUAUACCAUUUAGCCUGUCUCUGGGGAGCAGACCCUUGGUAUUCUUUAACACUGCUGAGUGGGUCACAUGUGAUGUUGGUUUUUUACACAAGGACAUUUUCAAAUGUUGUGGAAGGAGUUCUGUUUGCAUUAUUGCUGGUGUUAGUAGCUGUGGACCUACAGCAAACAAGUGUGGCAGCACACCCUAGGAAAAAGGAAAGAAGGAACAAUAAAGAUCUUAUUGGGGUUGUUUUGGUCUCUGGCUUUUUUAAUAGGCCCACAUUCAUUGGUUAUGCUUUAGUACCAAUACUCUUGUGGCUUUCUCAUGAUCAGAAAGGGAAGUUUCUAUUCAGCUUAAGGACAAUACUGAAAACAUCAUGUAGCAUUUUUUUAUCUGUAAUUGUAACUACUUUCAUUUUCAUUAUUAUUGAUACACUAUAUUUUGAUUUGUUAGUUUCUGAAAUUGGCUGGUUUUUGGAAGAUGGAAAUUCUAUACACAAACAUAUCAUUAGUCUAAGCAAACAUCUAGUUUUAACUCCACUCAAUUUCAUUUUGUAUAACUUAGAUCCAGAAAACCUUGCUGUGCAUGGGCGGCACCCCUGGUUUACGCACCUGACAGUUAAUGGUCUUACAAUGUUCGGUGCUCUUCACUUGUCAGCUGUUGUAUCUGUUAUCAGAAUUAUAACUCAAAAGUCUGUUGGCACAGCUUGGUUCCAUGACCCAAAGAAACAGCAGUUUAAAAAGAGAUUACUAAUGCAGUUUCCUGCUACAUCUCCAAUUACUGAGUAUUUAAUUUUAGUUUACUUUGUUCCUCUGAUCAUCCUGUCUUUGUUUAGUCAUCAGGAGGCACGGUUUCUUAGUCCACUCAUUGUACCAGUUGUUAUACACAGUGUUUUAAGUGAUGAGAUGUUCAGAAGGAAAGGUGUAAUUGUUGUGUUUAACAUUUUAUUUUCAAUACUUUUCGGCUGCCUUCACCAGGGUGGCUUAAUACCUUGUUUGUCUUAUUUAGAAAAUAUUUUGCAUUCAAAUGAUUCCAUGGCUAACCAGUUUGAGCAUGAUUUGAUAUUUUAUCACACCUAUAUGCCUCCUAGGUAUCUCUUGAAUAUCAAAUCAGAUCAAGAGUCUAUCAGGAUCAUUGACCUGGGAGGGUCUGAUGUGUCUGUACUCAAUAGCACAGUGAAUGGACUGCUUAAUAAUUUCUCAAAGCACUUAACAAUGUGUUUGUCCAAGCAGAUUGAGAAUAAUCGGGAAAUAAAUAUCUAUAUUAUCACACCUGGCACUGUUCAAAAUGAGAUCAGAAGCUGUGGUUUUCCAUGGGAAACUGUUGCAUCGUUUUUCCCUCAUUUAACUAUGGAAGAUCCACCUGAUAUUUCUUCUCUUCUUUCUGAACAUGGAUUGACCCAACUGAGUCUUUACAUUUUCAAAAGACUAAAUACUAACCACCAAAUACCGAUCCAUUUCAACCUUGAAUAUACUCAAGAUUGAGCAUCCACAAUGCAUUGGAGAAUUUCAGAGAUUCACAACCUUCUGUGUAAAGGGGAAAGAGGGGGAGAACAAUCAGUAAGCAUCCACACUGUCCAGCCUACAAAGAAUGUUAUAAAAUUCAUUGAGAUCACAAUUUAUUUUUCUAAACUGCAGAGUAAUCCUAUUUUGAAGAUGUCAUUCUAGCUUCUUCUGUGAUGUAUUUGUAAGUGUGGGAUAUAUAUUUAUAUACCGAUAUUUGCAGAUAUGCUGGUUCUACGUGACUAUCAAAUUAUUAGUGUCUUCUGGGUGAUUUAUACAAGGUACCAUCUAUGACUUGUUGUUGGAGAGAAAUACAGAUCAAGCACAAUAGAAAUGAAGAUUGGGUAAUGAAAGUAAAGGAAUGAGUUUUAUUUGUGGUUCAUUUAGCAGAAUAAAACAUCCUGCUGUGCUUAGCAAGAGAGGUAUCAAUAAGAACAGAAGGAAAAAUCAGGCCAGAAUUGAAAAAGCACUGCGAUCUCGAAGACUUGUAAAGGGGGUGGAGCCUGCAGAAAUAUACCUGGUGCAUCUUAAUUUGAUGGACUUUUCUAAGUUUAAAGCAAUUGCUAAGUUCAGUUCUGUGCUCUGAUCACAUUUGCCUUAGCUUCAAAUAACUGUUAUGUGGCCUGACCACAGAACCGAUUCAAAUGGAAAGUGUAGUUUAUCCAUUUACUUCAGAGGCCCCUGUUAAUUUUAGCAGAUUCUGAGCAGAUUUGGCAGUGGGUUACCUCAGCUGCUUAGAGCGUGUUGCCCAUAUGCCAAGGUCAUUAGUUCAAUCCCCAUACUGACCACUGGAUGCUAGCCACGAGUGGCAUGCUUUGUGUUCUGCCUGGAAGAUGGUGUGGCAAUCUCUGCUUUAACGGGGUGGCAUGGUGGCACAGUGGUUAGCACUGCUGCCUCACAAUGCCAGGCACCUGUGUUUGAAUCCUUGGGCAACUGUCUGAGUGGAGUUUGCAUGUUCUCCCUAUGUCUGCAUGAAUUUUUCUCCAGGCGUUCUGGUUUCCUCUCACAGUCCAAAGAUGUGCACUCUGAUGGAUUGAUCAUGCUAAAUUGCCCAUAGUGCUCAGGGAUGUGUAGAUUAGGUGAGUUAUAGGGGGCUGGGUCUGGUCUGGGUGAGAUGCUCUGAGGGCUGAUGUGGACUUGUUGGGCCAAAGGGCCUGUGUCUACACUGUAGGGAUUCUACAAAUUUCUCUGAAAAUGUGAGUUCAAAACCGGUAUAGUUUUCUAUGCUUAAUUAAUUUGUCAUAUUCUCAUUAAGAAGUUUAAAAUGUGAAUGUUCUUGCAAAGCAUUUAGUAGAAACAUAACAUUUAAUAAUAAGACAUCCAGUAGUAAAGUUUUUUUUAAACCACUUACCUUAACGUGUUUCUUACAUCUCAGACUCAUAUGUUAAUAUGUAUGCAAUAAAGUGCAA
Molecule: messenger RNA, 3350 nt
Organism: Stegostoma tigrinum
Lineage: Eukaryota; Metazoa; Chordata; Chondrichthyes; Orectolobiformes; Stegostomatidae
Product: GPI mannosyltransferase 4-like
Exons: 4
Coding region: 55-1923 (622 amino acids)
Biological process (GO): GPI anchor biosynthetic process
Cellular component (GO): endoplasmic reticulum membrane
Molecular function (GO): alpha-1,2-mannosyltransferase activity
Source: RefSeq, a predicted model, not a curated record